AUGAAACAAAUUGAAAUAGACAAAGAAUCAGACCAACCAACAAUUCAAGAAGAAACCUUGUUAAAGACUGAAUAAUAUUUGUGUCCAGCCAAUAGAAAUCAUAAAUUGUAAAGUCUUGACAAAUUAUUAUCUCAUCUGCAUACAUGCAAAGAAGUUAAAUUGGCUGACAAACCUCGAUUCGUAUACUAUUGUUAAGUAUUAUCCCUAUCUAUUCAAGUAUUAUCAAGGUCAUUGUUUUUUGACAACAGAGGACCGAGAGAAACAUGAAAGGACUUGCUAAUGGAAAAUAGGGUUAAAAAAGUAACAUGAUCCCACAGCCAACAAGUAUUCUAUCAUCUAACCUCUGGGCAAACCGAUCAAUACUCAGCAAUAGCAAAAACCUGUUGCUUACACAGAUUAGUAACAAAGAAAUUACGAGUAUGCUAUCAAGAAAGGUUUAAUCAAGAAGAAGGCAAAUGAUGAAUACAUACCGGAAGAUGGAUUUGAAUUCAACAAGGAUUUUAAGAAAGUAGAUGAGUUGAUGAAAUUGUAAAUCUAGAAAAACAUUUCAGGUUUAUAAUUUUAUAAUUUUAUAAUAGAUUAAAAUUAGAAUAAUAUACAGUUUACAUUCAAAACCUUUUUUUUUAUGGUAUAGCCUCAAAACAAAUAAUUGAUUGAAUUUCUAAUAAAGAGAAUCCCCUAUAAUCUGUAUUUUAGGAAACAUAAGGUAAAUGUAGAAUAAUUCAGUUUAGUAUUAUAGAGAAGAAGAGAAGAAUUAGAUUGUGUAGAAGUUUCUGAUGAAGGAGAAGAAGAGGGAGAAAAGAAGACAAAAGGGCAAGCCUGAUAUUAAAUACAAUAUGGUUAAUUAGAUACCCAACGAUAUCCUAUUGAGUUUGUUGAAUUUUAAUACUUAUGAGGAUUAUUUAGACAAAUAGAUGGAGGUACAACUAUAUGCUAAAAUAGGAAUUCGUAAAUUGUAAGAAGAUGGAAGAAGAAAAUGUUCUUACGUCUACUUAUUUGAUGACCACAGGCAAAAAGGCUAUUUUCAUUCUUUAAAUUGGCAGGGACUUCAAAGAUAUCUUCGGUAGGAAUAUCAAUCUUUUGGAUUUUAAGGCUAUUUUUGCAGAUUUCCUGGCAUUCUCGUUUAAAAGAGAUGAGAAUCUGAAUAAGCAGAUUGAACCAUAUCUAACUUAAACAUCAGAAUAAGUUGAGGGCAAUAAAAAUUAGAAGCAAAAUUAAAACAUCUUUGAAGAAGAGAUAGACAUUUAGUAGUAGAGAUUGAUAGGAGAAUUGAAGGCUAAACUUGAGAUUUAGAAGUAAAAGAAUCAAGAGGAUAAAAGUCAAUUGGAAAGAAAUCAAAGGGAAUUGCAGGAGUUGAUUGAGAAGAAGAAGUGUUUGAUUUAGAAGGAAUCAGAUAUUGAACAGUAAAUAAAGAGAGUCAAUGCUUAAAUAAAUUCAUAUCAUUCAAAAAUAAAAUCAUACAAAUAGGAGUUGGAAUUGAAGAAUCAGGAAAAAAUAAAAAUCUUAUAUGAUUAGAAGGAGAAAGAAUUGAAUGAGUUUAUUGAUGCGUUGAAUCAGUAGGUGAAUCAAUAUGAGAGCAGUCAACAGGAGAUUAAGGAUGAGAUCUAGAGUUUAAAGGAGGAAAAGCAGAAACUAAAAAGUACAAUUAAUAGAUUACAACCGUUUAAAUUGCAAUUGGAGAGAUAAUUGGAGGAUCUUCAAAAGUAGGAAAGUAGUGUCCCUUAGUAGAUGACUUAGUCAGAAUAUUAUACUGGGAAUGAAUUUGUGUUUGACAUUUCUGACAAAAUAAAAUGUAAGGCAUGUAAGAUAAGAAAAAUAAAUGUUGUUUAUAUUCCUUGUGGAGAUGCAGCAUUGUGUAAGAUUUGCCACGAAAAGUUUGAAUAGUUGUUACCUCAUGUAUGUCCGAUUUGUGAGUAGUUUGUUAAAAGAGUUUACCAUUUUAUGUGGGAAAAUGAAGGAUGA
Molecule: messenger RNA, 1962 nt
Organism: Paramecium octaurelia
Lineage: Eukaryota; Ciliophora; Oligohymenophorea; Peniculida; Parameciidae
Source: the annotation of a GenBank genome assembly